AUGAGCGCCGCCGUGCACUGUAGCUUCGCGCCCUGCGGCCCAGAGGGAACCUACCCGCAGCCAGCAGCGGUCCCCACCAGCAGCCCGCAGCCAGCAGCGGUCCCCGCCAGCAGCCUGCAGCCAGCAGCGGUCCCCACCAGCAGCCUGCAGCCAGCAGCGGUCCCCACCAGCAGCCUGCAGCCAGCAGCGGUCCCCGCCAGCAGCCCGCAGCCAGCAGCGGUCCCCACCAGCAGCCUGCAGCCAGCAGCGGUCCUCGCCACCGGCCAGCAGUGGUCCCCGCCAACAGCAGUCCCCGCCAGCAGCCAGCAGCGGUCCUCGCCAGCGGCCAGCAGCGGUCCCCGCCAGCAGCGGUCCCCGCCAGCAGCCAGCAGCCAGCAGCGGUCCCCACCAGCAGCCCGCAGCCAGCAGCGGUCCCCGCCAGCAGCCUGCAGCCAGCAGCGGUCCCCACCAGCAGCCUGCAGCCAGCAGCGGUCCCCGCCAGCAGCCUGCAGCCAGCAGCGGUCCCCGCCAGCAGCCCGCAGCCAGCAGCGGUCCUCGCCAGCAGCGGUCCUCGCCAGCAGCCCGCAGCCAGCAGCGGUCCCCACCAGCAGCCCGCAGCCAGCAGCGGUCCCCGCCAGCAGCCUGCAGCCAGCAGCGGUCCCCACCAGCAGCCUGCAGCCAGCAGCGGUCCUCGCCAGCAGCGGUCCUCGCCAGCAGCCCGCAGCCAGCAGCGGUCCCCACCAGCAGCCCGCAGCCAGCAGCGGUCCCCGCCAGCAGCCUGCAGCCAGCAGCGGUCCCCACCAGCAGCCUGCAGCCAGCAGCGGUCCUCGCCAGCAGCGGUCCUCGCCAGCAGCCCGCAGCCAGCAGCGGUCCCCACCAGCAGCCCGCAGCCAGCAGCGGUCCCCGCCAGCAGCCUGCAGCCAGCAGCGGUCCCCACCAGCAGCCUGCAGCCAGCAGCGGUCCCCGCCAGCAGCCUGCAGCCAGCAGCGGUCCCCGCCAGCAGCCUGCAGCCAGCAGCGGUCCUCGCCACCGGCCAGCAGUGGUCCCCGCCAACAGCAGUCCCCGCCAGCAGCCAGCAGCGGUCCUCGCCAGCGGCCAGCAGCGGUCCCCGCCAGCAGCGGUCCCCACCAGCAGCCUGCAGCCAGCAGCGGUCCUCGCCAGCAGCGGUCCUCGCCAGCAGCCCGCAGCCAGCAGCGGUCCCCACCAGCAGCCCGCAGCCAGCAGCGGUCCCCGCCAGCAGCCUGCAGCCAGCAGCGGUCCCCACCAGCAGCCCGCAGCCAGCAGCGGUCCCCACCAGCAGCCCGCAGCCAGCAGCGGUCCCCGCCAGCAGCCAGCAGCCAGCAGCGGUCCCCACCAGCAGCCCGCAGCCAGCAGCGGUCCCCGCCAGCAGCCUGCAGCCAGCAGCGGUCCCCACCAGCAGCCUGCAGCCAGCAGCGGUCCCCACCAGCAGCCUGCAGCCAGCAGCGGUCCCCACCAGCAGCCCGCAGCCAGCAGCGGUCCCCGCCAGCAGCCUGCAGCCAGCAGCGGUCCCCACCAGCAGCCCGCAGCCAGCAGCGGUCCCCACCAGCAGCCCGCAGCCAGCAGCGGUCCCCGCCAGCAGCCAGCAGCCAGCAGCGGUCCCCACCAGCAGCCCGCAGCCAGCAGCGGUCCCCACCAGCAGCCCGCAGCCAGCAGCGGUCCCCACCAGCAGCCUGCAGCCAGCAGCGGUCCCCACCAGCAGCCCGCAGCCAGCAGCGGUCCUCGCCAGCAGCCCGCAGCCAGCAGCGGUCCCCACCAGCAGCCCGCAGCCAGCAGCGGUCCCCGCCAGCAGCCAGCAGCCAGCAGCGGUCCUCGCCAGCAGCCCGCAGCCAGCAGCGGUCCCCACCAGCAGCCCGCAGCCAGCAGCGGUCCCCGCCAGCAGCCUGCAGCCAGCAGCGGUCCCCACCAGCAGCCCGCAGCCAGCAGCGGUCCCCACCAGCAGCCCGCAGCCAGCAGCGGUCCCCGCCAGCAGCCAGCAGCCAGCAGCGGUCCCCACCAGCAGCCCGCAGCCAGCAGCGGUCCCCGCCAGCAGCCUGCAGCCAGCAGCGGUCCCCACCAGCAGCCUGCAGCCAGCAGCGGUCCCCGCCAGCAGCCUGCAGCCAGCAGCGGUCCCCGCCAGCAGCCCGCAGCCAGCAGCGGUCCUCGCCAGCAGCGGUCCUCGCCAGCAGCCCGCAGCCAGCAGCGGUCCCCACCAGCAGCCCGCAGCCAGCAGCGGUCCCCGCCAGCAGCCUGCAGCCAGCAGCGGUCCCCACCAGCAGCCUGCAGCCAGCAGCGGUCCUCGCCAGCAGCGGUCCUCGCCAGCAGCCCGCAGCCAGCAGCGGUCCCCACCAGCAGCCCGCAGCCAGCAGCGGUCCCCGCCAGCAGCCUGCAGCCAGCAGCGGUCCCCACCAGCAGCCUGCAGCCAGCAGCGGUCCUCGCCAGCAGCGGUCCUCGCCAGCAGCCCGCAGCCAGCAGCGGUCCCCACCAGCAGCCCGCAGCCAGCAGCGGUCCCCGCCAGCAGCCUGCAGCCAGCAGCGGUCCCCACCAGCAGCCUGCAGCCAGCAGCGGUCCUCGCCAGCAGCGGUCCUCGCCAGCAGCCCGCAGCCAGCAGCGGUCCCCACCAGCAGCCCGCAGCCAGCAGCGGUCCCCGCCAGCAGCCUGCAGCCAGCAGCGGUCCCCACCAGCAGCCUGCAGCCAGCAGCGGUCCUCGCCAGCAGCGGUCCUCGCCAGCAGCCCGCAGCCAGCAGCGGUCCCCACCAGCAGCCCGCAGCCAGCAGCGGUCCCCGCCAGCAGCCUGCAGCCAGCAGCGGUCCCCACCAGCAGCCUGCAGCCAGCAGCGGUCCUCGCCAGCAGCGGUCCUCGCCAGCAGCCCGCAGCCAGCAGCGGUCCCCACCAGCAGCCCGCAGCCAGCAGCGGUCCCCGCCAGCAGCCUGCAGCCAGCAGCGGUCCCCACCAGCAGCCUGCAGCCAGCAGCGGUCCUCGCCAGCAGCGGUCCUCACCAGCAGCCCGCAGCCAGCAGCGGUCCCCACCAGCAGCCCGCAGCCAGCAGCGGUCCCCGCCAGCAGCCUGCAGCCAGCAGCGGUCCCCACCAGCAGCCUGCAGCCAGCAGCGGUCCACGCCAGCAGCGGUCCUCGCCAGCAGCCCGCAGCCAGCAGCGGUCCCCACCAGCAGCCCGCAGCCAGCAGCGGUCCCCGCCAGCAGCCUUCAGCCAGCAGCAGUCCCCACCAGCAGCCUGCAGCCAGCAGCGGUCCUCGCCAGCAGCGGUCCUCGCCAGCAGCCCGCAGCCAGCAGCGGUCCCCACCAGCAGCCCGCAGCCAGCAGCGGACCCCGCCAGCAGCCUGCAGCCAGCAGCGGUCCCCACCAGCAGCCCGCAGCCAGCAGCGGUCCUCGCCAGCAGCGGUCCUCGCCAGCAGCCCGCAGCCAGCAGCGGUCCCCACCAGCAGCCCGCAGCCAGCAGCGGUCCCCGCCAGCAGCCUGCAGCCAGCAGCGGUCCCCACCAGCAGCCUGCAGCCAGCAGCGGUCCUCGCCAGCAGCGGUCCUCGCCAGCAGCCCGCAGCCAGCAGCGGUCCCCACCAGCAGCCCGCAGCCAGCAGCGGUCCCCGCCAGCAGCCUGCAGCCAGCAGCGGUCCCCACCAGCAGCCUGCAGCCAGCAGCGGUCCUCGCCAGCAGCGGUCCUCGCCAGCAGCCCGCAGCCAGCAGCGGUCCCCACCAGCAGCCCGCAGCCAGCAGCGGUCCCCGCCAGCAGCCUGCAGCCAGCAGCGGUCCCCACCAGCAGCCUGCAGCCAGCAGCGGUCCUCGCCAGCAGCGGUCCUCGCCAGCAGCCCGCAGCCAGCAGCGGUCCCCACCAGCAGCCCGCAGCCAGCAGCGGUCCCCGCCAGCAGCCUGCAGCCAGCAGCGGUCCCCACCAGCAGCCUGCAGCCAGCAGCGGUCCCCGCCAGCAGCCUGCAGCCAGCAGCGGUCCCCGCCAGCAGCCCGCAGCCAGUAGCGGUCCUCGCCAGCAGCCUGCAGCCAGCAGCGGUCCCCACCAGCAGCCUGCAGCCAGCAGCGGUCCUCGCCAGCAGCGGUCCUCGCCAGCAGCCCGCAGCCAGCAGCGGUCCCCACCAGCAGCCCGCUGCCAGCAGCGGUCCCCGCCAGCAGCCUGCAGCCAGCAGCGGUCCCCACCAGCAGCCCGCAGCCAGCAGCGGUCCCCGCCAGCAGCCUGCAGCCAGCAGCGGUCCCCGCCAGCAGCCCGCAGCCAGCAGCGGUCCCCGCCAGCAGCCCGCAGCCAGCAGCGGUCCCCACCAGCAGCCUGCAGCCAGCAGCGGUCCUCGCCAGCAGCGGUCCUCGCCAGCAGCCCGCAGCCAGCAGCGGUCCCCACCAGCAGCCCGCUGCCAGCAGCGGUCCCCGCCAGCAGCCUGCAGCCAGCAGCGGUCCCCACCAGCAGCCCGCAGCCAGCAGCGGUCCCCGCCAGCAGCCUGCAGCCAGCAGCGGUCCCCACCAGCAGCCUGCAGCCAGCAGCGGUCCUCGCCAGCAGCGGUCCUCGCCAGCAGCCCGCAGCCAGCAGCGGUCCCCGCCAGCAGCCUGCAGCCAGCAGCGGUCCCCACCAGCAGCCUGCAGCCAGCAGCGGUCCUCGCCAGCAGUGGUCCUCGCCAGCAGCCCGCAGCCAGCAGCGGUCCCCACCAGCAGCCCGCAGCCAGCAGCGGUCCCCGCCAGCAGCCUGCAGCCAGCAGCGGUCCCCACCAGCAGCCUGCAGCCAGCAGCGGUCCCCGCCAGCAGCCUGCAGCCAGCAGCGGUCCCCGCCAGCAGCCCGCAGCCAGCAGCGGUCCUCGCCAGCAGCGGUCCUCGCCAGCAGCCCGCAGCCAGCAGCGGUCCCCACCAGCAGCCCGCAGCCAGCAGCGGUCCCCGCCAGCAGCCUGCAGCCAGCAGCGGUCCCCACCAGCAGCCUGCAGCCAGCAGCGGUCCUCGCCAGCAGCGGUCCUCGCCAGCAGCCCGCAGCCAGCAGCGGUCCCCACCAGCAGCCUGCAGCCAGCAGCGGUCCCCACCAGCAGCCCGCAGCCAGCAGCGGUCCCCGCCAGCAGCCCGCAGCCAGCAGCGGUCCCCACCAGCAGCCCGCAGCCAGCAGCGGUCCCCGCCAGCAGCCUGCAGCCAGCAGCGGUCCCCACCAGCAGCCUGCAGCCAGCAGCGGUCCCCGCCAGCAGCCUGCAGCCAGCAGCGGUCCCCGCCAGCAGCCCGCAGCCAGCAGCGGUCCCCACCAGCAGCCAGCAGCCAGCAGCGGUCCCCGCCAGCAGCCUGCAGCCAGCAGCGGUCCCCGCCAGCAGCCCGCAGCCAGCAGCGGUCCUCGCCAGCAGCCUGCAGCCAGCAGCGGUCCCCGCCAGCAGCCUGCAGCCAGCAGCGGUCCCCACCAGCAGCCUGCAGCCAGCAGCGGUCCUCGCCAGCAGCGGUCCUCGCCAGCAGCCCGCAGCCAGCAGCGGUCCCCACCAGCAGCCCGCAGCCAGCAGCGGUCCCCGCCAGCAGCCUGCAGCCAGCAGCGGUCCCCACCAGCAGCCUGCAGCCAGCAGCGGUCCUCGCCAGCAGCGGUCCUCGCCAGCAGCCCGCAGCCAGCAGCGGUCCCCACCAGCAGCCCGCAGCCAGCAGCGGUCCCCGCCAGCAGCCUGCAGCCAGCAGCGGUCCCCACCAGCAGCCUGCAGCCAGCAGCGGUCCUCGCCAGCAGCGGUCCUCGCCAGCAGCCCGCAGCCAGCAGCGGUCCCCACCAGAAGCCCGCAGCCAGCAGCGGUCCCCGCCAGCAGCCUGCAGCCAGCAGCGGUCCCCACCAGCAGCCCGCAGCCAGCAGCGGUCCCCGCCAGCAGCCUGCAGCCAGCAGCGGUCCCCACCAGCAGCCUGCAGCCAGCAGCGGUCCUCGCCAGCAGCGGUCCUCGCCAGCAGCCCGCAGCCAGCAGCGGUCCCCGCCAGCAGCCUGCAGCCAGCAGCGGUCCCCACCAGCAGCCUGCAGCCAGCAGCGGUCCUCGCCAGCAGCGGUCCUCGCCAGCAGCCCGCAGCCAGCAGCGGUCCCCACCAGCAGCCCGCAGCCAGCAGCGGUCCCCGCCAGCAGCCUGCAGCCAGCAGCGGUCCCCACCAGCAGCCUGCAGCCAGCAGCGGUCCCCGCCAGCAGCCUGCAGCCAGCAGCGGUCCCCGCCAGCAGCCCGCAGCCAGCAGCGGUCCUCGCCAGCAGCGGUCCUCGCCAGCAGCCCGCAGCCAGCAGCGGUCCCCACCAGCAGCCCGCAGCCAGCAGCGGUCCCCGCCAGCAGCCUGCAGCCAGCAGCGGUCCCCACCAGCAGCCUGCAGCCAGCAGCGGUCCUCGCCAGCAGCGGUCCUCGCCAGCAGCCCGCAGCCAGCAGCGGUCCCCACCAGCAGCCCGCAGCCAGCAGCGGUCCCCGCCAGCAGCCUGCAGCCAGCAGCGGUCCCCACCAGCAGCCCGCAGCCAGCAGCGGUCCCCGCCAGCAGCCUGCAGCCAGCAGCGGUCCCCGCCAGCAGCCCGCAGCCAGCAGCGGUCCUCGCCAGCAGCGGUCCUCGCCAGCAGCCCGCAGCCAGCAGCGGUCCCCACCAGCAGCCCGCAGCCAGCAGCGGUCCCCGCCAGCAGCCUGCAGCCAGCAGCGGUCCCCACCAGCAGCCUGCAGCCAGCAGCGGUCCUCGCCAGCAGCGGUCCUCGCCAGCAGCCCGCAGCCAGCAGCGGUCCCCACCAGCAGCCCGCAGCCAGCAGCGGUCCCCGCCAGCAGCCUGCAGCCAGCAGCGGUCCCCACCAGCAGCCUGCAGCCAGCAGCGGUCCCCGCCAGCAGCCUGCAGCCAGCAGCGGUCCCCGCCAGCAGCCCGCAGCCAGCAGCGGUCCUCGCCAGCAGCGGUCCUCGCCAGCAGCCCGCAGCCAGCAGCGGUCCCCACCAGCAGCCCGCAGCCAGCAGCGGUCCCCGCCAGCAGCCUGCAGCCAGCAGCGGUCCCCACCAGCAGCCUGCAGCCAGCAGCGGUCCUCGCCAGCAGCGGUCCUCGCCAGCAGCCCGCAGCCAGCAGCGGUCCCCACCAGCAGCCCGCAGCCAGCAGCGGUCCCCGCCAGCAGCCUGCAGCCAGCAGCGGUCCCCACCAGCAGCCCGCAGCCAGCAGCGGUCCCCGCCAGCAGCCUGCAGCCAGCAGCGGUCCCCGCCAGCAGCCCGCAGCCAGCAGCGGUCCUCGCCAGCAGCGGUCCUCGCCAGCAGCCCGCAGCCAGCAGCGGUCCCCACCAGCAGCCCGCAGCCAGCAGCGGUCCCCGCCAGCAGCCUGCAGCCAGCAGCGGUCCCCACCAGCAGCCUGCAGCCAGCAGCGGUCCUCGCCAGCAGCGGUCCUCGCCAGCAGCCCGCAGCCAGCAGCGGUCCCCACCAGCAGCCUGCAGCCAGCAGCGGUCCCCACCAGCAGCCCGCAGCCAGCAGCGGUCCCCGCCAGCAGCCCGCAGCCAGCAGCGGUCCCCACCAGCAGCCCGCAGCCAGCAGCGGUCCCCGCCAGCAGCCUGCAGCCAGCAGCGGUCCCCACCAGCAGCCUGCAGCCAGCAGCGGUCCCCGCCAGCAGCCUGCAGCCAGCAGCGGUCCCCGCCAGCAGCCCGCAGCCAGCAGCGGUCCCCACCAGCAGCCAGCAGCCAGCAGCGGUCCCCGCCAGCAGCCCGCAGCCAGCAGCGGUCCCCACCAGCAGCCCGCAGCCAGCAGCGGUCCCCGCCAGCAGGCAGCAGCCAGCAGCGGUCCCCGCCAGCAGCCUGCAGCCAGCAGCGGUCCCCACCAGCAGCCUGCAGCCAGCAGCGGUCCCCGCCAGCAGCCAGCAGCCAGCAGCGGUCCCCGCCAGCAGCCCGCAGCCAGCAGCGGUCCCCGCCAGCAGCCCGCAGCCAGCAGCGGUCCCCACCAGCAGCCAGCAGCCAGCAGCGGUCCCCGCCAGCAGCCAGCAGCCAGCAGCGGUCCCCACCAGCAGCCCGCAGCCAGCAGCGGUCCCCGCCAGCAGCCCGCAGCCAGCAGCGGUCCCCACCAGCAGCCCGCAGCCAGCAGCGGUCCCCGCCAGCAGCCUGCAGCCAGCAGCGGUCCCCACCAGCAGCCUGCAGCCAGCAGCGGUCCCCGCCAGCAGCCAGCAGCCAGCAGCGGUCCCCACCAGCAGCCCGCAGCCAGCAGCGGUCCCCGCCAGCAGCCCGCAGCCAGCAGCGGUCCCCACCAGCAGCCAGCAGCCAGCAGCGGUCCCCACCAGCAGCCUGCAGCCAGCAGCGGUCCCCGCCAGCAGCCUGCAGCCAGCAGCGGUCCCCGCCAGCAGCCCGCAGCCAGCAGCGGUCCCCACCAGCAGCCAGCAGCCAGCAGCGGUCCCCGCCAGCAGCCCGCAGCCAGCAGCGGUCCCCACCAGCAGCCCGCAGCCAGCAGCGGUCCCCGCCAGCAGCCUGCAGCCAGCAGCGGUCCCCACCAGCAGCCCGCAGCCAGCAGCGGUCCCCGCCAGCAGCCAGCAGCCAGCAGCGGUCCCCACCAGCAGCCCGCAGCCAGCAGCGGUCCCCGCCAGCAGCCCGCAGCCAGCAGCGGUCCCCACCAGCAGCCCGCAGCCAGCAGCGGUCCCCGCCAGCAGCCUGCAGCCAGCAGCGGUCCCCACCAGCAGCCUGCAGCCAGCAGCGGUCCUCGCCAGCAGCGGUCCUCGCCAGCAGCCCGCAGCCAGCAGCGGUCCCCACCAGCAGCCAGCAGCCAGCAGCGGUCCCCGCCAGCAGCCCGCAGCCAGCAGCGGUCCCCACCAGCAGCCCGCAGCCAGCAGCGGUCCCCGCCAGCAGCCUGCAGCCAGCAGCGGUCCCCACCAGCAGCCUGCAGCCAGCAGCGGUCCUCGCCACCGCAGCAGCAGCGGAGGCGUCCCCACCGGCCAGCCAGCCAGGUCGCCCCCCUGCCCCCUACUCCCCCUCCUCCCCCUAAUCUAUCCUCACCCGACGCAUCCACUAGCAUCUCCGCCAGCACCGCCUCCUCCGCCGCCGUCACCCCCCCA
Schistocerca nitens (vagrant locust) is the source of this 8943-nucleotide messenger RNA. Its product is annotated as mucin-19-like. The record is from RefSeq and is a predicted model, not a curated record. NCBI's taxonomy places the organism in Eukaryota, Metazoa, Arthropoda, Insecta, Orthoptera, Acrididae. The annotation marks the transcript as partial. The transcript is spliced from 6 exons.